GGCCGGCGCCGAGCGCUGGCUCCAGCUCCAGCCGCAGGCGCUGCGCUGGGGUUGGCGAGGCACGGUGGGCCGCUGCUGUCAUCGCCAGCUCGGAGUGCAGGUGAGCCCGGUGUCGGGUGGACGCGUGUCGGUAACUUCACCCCGGGGGAGAGGCCGCUUGGGCUGCAGGGCGAGGGGUCGGGCUGCAGGCCGCGGGGUCCGCUCCCGUCCCAGCUUGGAGGUGGUGACCGCCAGCACGUCCGCGGAGGCCUCCCAAUCCUCCGUGCCAGCGGUUUGGUGUUGGCCAGGUCACUGGGUUCACGGUACUGCUGGCAAACCUGCACCCAGCCGGUGGGCUUGGCCGACUUCCUCUCCUGGGAGACGCCUGCAUUGAGCCCUUGGCUUCCAUCUCCUGGGAACGCUGCUGAGCGUGAAGUGCUCCGUGCAAAGCAUGGAGAUGUCAAGGGUGCUAUUGCACGGUUGAAGACUCGAGAACUACAGGGCACAGGCUUAAGAAUCAGCCAAUAAUUGCAAUGAUUCUUCAGUUUACCACCAGGAAGCUUGUUCCACAGGUGGGCAAUUGCCUUAAGCAAUCUUCCAAGCUUUGGAUGACCAAAAUUGAAAUAAUGCGCCCAAGUUCAGAUUUGGCUGCAUUUCGGGAAGUCUUUGCAAAAGCCAAGCAUAUAACCAUUAUAACAGGUGCUGGAGCUAGUGCUGAGAGUGGAGUCCCCACCUUCCGUGGAGCAGGUGGUUUCUGGAGAAAAUGGCAAGCCCAGGAUUUGGCUACCCCAGAAGCAUUUUCACGAAAUCCUUCUCGAGUAUGGGAAUUCUAUCACUACCGUCGUGAACUGAUGCUGAGUAAAAGCCCAAAUUCUGCACACAUUGCUAUUGCUGAAUGCGAAGCUAGACUGAGUAAGCAAGGCCGAAAAGUUGUGGUUAUCACUCAGAACAUUGACGAGCUUCACAAAAGAGCAGGAUCAAAAAAUAUUUAUGAAAUUCAUGGCAGCUUAUUCAAAACGCGUUGCACAAGCUGUAAAAAUGUAUCAGAGAAUUACAAGAGUCCAAUCUGUCCGGCCUUAGCUGGAAAAGGUGCACCAGAUCCCGAUACGGAAGAUGCCAGAAUCCCAGUUGAGAACCUUCCCAGGUGUGAAGAGGUGGGUUGCAAUGGUCUGCUUCGCCCGCACGUUGUGUGGUUUGGAGAGACUCUAGAUUCAGAUGUCCUGAUGGAAGUGAACAAGGAACUAGAGAUUUGUGACCUUUGUCUUUUGGUUGGGACAUCAUCAAUCGUCUAUCCAGCAGCAUUGUUUGCUCCUCAGGUAGCUGCAAGGGGUGUGCCAGUUGCAGAGUUCAAUACUAAAAUCUCAAAUGCCACUACAGAAUUCAGAUUUUAUUUUGAAGGUCCAUGUGGAACAACACUACCACCAGCGCUGGAUCGUCACAAAAGUGAAGUAAUUUUUUAAGGAAAUUACACAAACAUUCACAACCAGGCAAUGAACAAUUAAUGAGUCAUAUUUUAAGAUUAAGCACUUUAACAAAUUGUGGUGUUUUCAAUAAUAAGAAAUGAGUGCCACUGAUUAAAUUACAAUGCUCAGUGACACUAAAGAGUAAAUAUUUUUAGUUACAAAUGAUUAACUACGAAAUUCUUGACUGUUUCAUUCUUUAGGAUUUAUAAGGUUGUUUCUGAUGACUCCUAUCAUGAUUAGUAUUACCAGAAUCAUUGUAUGGAUGAGCAAAUUUCUCCAUAAUAAAACAACUGAAAUUGUUAA
Messenger RNA from Pristis pectinata (smalltooth sawfish), 1745 nucleotides. It is a transcript of the gene sirt5, whose product is annotated as sirtuin 5. The transcript has 9 exons. Gene Ontology annotation, molecular function: protein-succinyllysine desuccinylase activity; NAD+ binding; protein-malonyllysine demalonylase activity. Lineage: Eukaryota; Metazoa; Chordata; Chondrichthyes; Rhinopristiformes; Pristidae. The coding region runs from base 513 to 1439 and encodes 308 amino acids. The record is from RefSeq and is a predicted model, not a curated record.